Messenger RNA from Episyrphus balteatus (marmalade hoverfly), 1230 nucleotides. RefSeq lists its product as uncharacterized. The record is from RefSeq and is a predicted model, not a curated record. NCBI's taxonomy places the organism in Eukaryota, Metazoa, Arthropoda, Insecta, Diptera, Syrphidae. Bases 1 to 1230 code for a protein of 409 amino acids. The transcript has a single exon.
AUGCAGAAUCUUCAUGGCGUAACAUUGCCAAUUUGGUUCGUUGGAUCAGAACCAGGAGUGAUCAUCUCAAAAAAUGCUAACGGAGACACUGUUAUUGGUGGUUUUAUUGGACAAUUUUUCAAUUCUUUUGUUAAAAAACACAAUGCUCGAUUGAAUACUUCAAACAUUGAUACAUCAAUUUCAGUUCGUGAUUUCUAUCCACGUGUUGUGAAUGGAACAGUGGAGAUAUUGAGUGGUUUUGCUUUGCGCGUAACAAUUCCAGCAAUCUUUUACUCGUAUCCGAUUAUCCAUUAUGAUUGGUGUCUGAUGCUUCCCAUAGAACCGAAAAUACCUAUUUAUAAAGUAUUUGCCUUUAUUUUCCAUUGGGAGGCGUUCGUUCUUACAGUUUUGAUAUUCAUUUUGCUGUCUAUUUCAAUGUCAGUAGCUGUUAGGAUCAAAUCAGGACCUCAUCGAACUUUCAAUUUGUUCGAUUUCCUAUUUAACAUUGAUUGUUUUCGGGGAAUGCUUGGAGAAUCAUUAUCGGAGGAACAAAACGCUUCUUGCAGUACAAAAAUCAUCUAUUCACUGAUCUUUUUGUUAGGAAUCAUGAUAUUUACUUCAUACGAUGCAUUUCUUCAGUCCUUCAUGACAGAACCACCAACGGAAAAUAUAAUCAGAUCCUUCGAUCAAUUACAAUCAUCUGGCUUAAAGAUCUACAUUUAUGAAACAAACUUCAAUCUUUUAUUAAAUUUACGACCUGAUUUGAAGAAGUAUUCAAAUAUAUUUGAUGUUGAAAGCAAUUAUAAAACAUUUUUAAAAUAUAGAGAUGGUCUUAGCACAAAGCAUGGUCAUGCAUUAAAUCAAGUCAAAUGGGAAUUUUAUAAAAAUCAACAAAGUUUUUUUAGUCAACAACUGUUUCGUUGGUCUGAUGAAUUGUUUAUUGUUAGAAAUAUAAUGUCAUGUUUUGGUUUAAAUGAAAAUUCAAUCUAUAGAAAUAUAUUGAAUUCACAUAUUUUCCAAGUACAAUCAGCUGGAUUGAUGGAUUAUUGGAUGAAAAAAGCAUUUAAUGAAUUACUUGAUAUUGGAAGAGUUAAAAAGUUGAACUUUACUAUCAAUGAGAGUCCUCAUCCGCUAAGAGUUGAAGACUUAAAAUGGAUUUGGAUACUGAUAGGAUUUAUGUAUUUGGUCGCUACUUUAAAAUUUGUUGGAGAAAUUUUUGUCUUUAAAUUGAGAAAACGGGAACGUAUUUAG